Molecule: messenger RNA, 4082 nt
Organism: Octodon degus (degu)
Lineage: Eukaryota; Metazoa; Chordata; Mammalia; Rodentia; Octodontidae
Gene: Ttll4
Product: tubulin tyrosine ligase like 4
Exons: 21
Coding region: 347-3781 (1144 amino acids)
Biological process (GO): microtubule cytoskeleton organization; protein polyglutamylation
Cellular component (GO): cilium
Molecular function (GO): tubulin binding; tubulin-glutamic acid ligase activity
Source: RefSeq, a predicted model, not a curated record
CUGGCCUCCUCCGAGCCCUGGGUCGCCGCUGUUACGCCCAGUGAGGGAACUUAGUUGGCCUCGCUGGUGGUGAAAAGCGGUUUAUUGACUCCUAAAGUAAGUUCCUUGUGAGCUGCUGGAGGGUCAGCUGAUGGUGGACCCUUUGAACAUCAGAGGCAGAAUCUCUAGAACAAAGAAGUUGUGUAAAACAACUUGAUCAUUUCCUGAUCUCAGCCAGAUACUACUUCUGAACCAAAGAUCCUACAGCCAGGCUGACAGACUAAGGAUGCAGCUGGUGCUACUAGAGGUGUGUGGCACCUUUCCUGAGCCAGGCCAUGAGGCCACGUGGCCAUGAUGUGGGCCCCUCAUGGCCUCACCGGGAACAGAGCAGCACAGUAUUGGCCUCUGCCACAGAAACAGCCACAAGCAGAGCAGUCCCUCAGGCACAGUGCCACCUGAGAAGCCCUCGGAGGGUGAAGGUUGGGCUCAGGCCCAUCAGCAGGUGAAGCCAGUCUGGAAGUCUGAGGAGACAUAUACGGGCACAUUGUCAACAGGGCUGCAUCCAGGUGUCUUGGGAGUCCCCCUCCAGCCAGCCUGUUUCUUUUGCCCCAGCACUUUAUGUAGCUCUGGCACCACAGCUGUCAUUGCAGGCCAUAGCAACUCUUGUUACCUGCAGUGUCCCCCAGACUCAUCCAGCAGUACCCUGCUGUACCGCCACUCCAACAAUAGGCACAAGCCAUACCAGCAACUGAAGUCUUUUUGCUUGCAUUCAAGCCCAUCAGAAAAAAGACCCUUUUUUCUUCCUCAGAAGAGGCUCCCUGUCAGUCUCACUGCCAAUAAAGCCACCUCUUUCACAGUCUUCCCCAUGGCCCAGCCCAUGGCGUCCUCAUCUACAGAACCAUACCUCUCACUGGCAGCAGCUGGGGAAAACCCUUCAAGGACAAGCCUGGCCCCUGCCAUCUCAGGGAAGAUCACAUCUCCACUGUCUUCCUCCUACAAGCCCAGGUUGAAUAACAACUCCUUCAUGCGGCCAAAUAGCACUAAAGUGCCUUUCUCCCAGGCCACAGAAGGCCUAAAACCAGUAUCCUCACUCAAGAUUCAGCCUGUCUCUUGGCAUCAUUUAGGGGAUACUGGAGACUGUGCACCCCAGCAUGUUGAUCAGAAGGUGCCCAAAAGCAUUGGCACUGUCCCAGAUGAUGCCACUAUCCAUAUUACUCCAUCUACCCCUAAGUCCCUCAACACAUCCAACACCAGUGUUGCCUCUUCCCAGUACAGCUGGAAUAGUUUAACCACGAGGGCAGAACCAUACCCUUGUGGCCUGAAUGAAAACUCUGAUUCCCAGGCUCUGGCUAAAGAGGUUCGGCUAACUGAAGCUACGAGGAGAUUGUCUGCAAAGGGACUUGAGAAGAAGCCACAGCAAGGCUACCAGCUUGGACAGUCUUAUUUUAUGAAACCCAACUUCCAGUGCACCCUUCUCAGCAGGAGCAGGCAGAGGAAACCUCCUGUGGUAGGCCAGCUGUUUCCUCAGGAGGAUGCUAGAUCUAACAGGAAGAUCUUCCUUGGAGCCUCGGACACUGUGGGGUUGGACAGUACAGUCUUCUGUACCAAAAGGAUCAGCAUCCACCUUCUUGCCUCACAUGCCAGUGGGCUGAAUCCCAGCCCUGCCUGUGGGUCUGUAGUUGACUCCCUACCAGUUGGAGAAGACAAAGCUCCCAAUCUCCCUUCUUCCCUUCAGCCCCUUGGUGUAGCCGAAGUGGCCACCCGCUUCUCUUCCAUCCAUCUAGGCCAGCCUGAGAAGGAGGAGCCUAAGGAAGCCAGGGAGCUGGACUCACCUGCAGUUGGUUCAGCUGCUGACCUCCAGCCAAACCAGGCAGAGGCUGAGGCUGAAGAUACAGAAGAACUAGUAGAUGGUGUGGAAGACUGCUGCAGCCAUGAUGAGAAUGAAGAGGGGGAUUCUGAGUGCUCUUCAAGUGCUGUCUCCCCCAGCGAGUCAGUGGCUGAGAUCUCUCGGAGCUGCGUGGAGAUUCUGACCAAAUCCUUUUCCAAUCCUGAGAAGGUUAUCCGACCAGCCCUCAUCUAUAGUCUCUUCCCCAAUGUUCCCCCUACCAUCUAUUUUGGUACUCGAGAUGAGAGAGUGGAGAAACUUCCCUGGGAGCAGAGGAAGCUGCUCCGGUGGAAGAUGAGCACAGUGACUCCCAACAUUGUCAAGCAGACCAUUGGACGGUCCCACUUCAAAAUCAGCAAGAGAAAUGAUGACUGGCUGGGCUGCUGGGGUCAUCACAUGAAGUCUUCUAGUUUCCGAUCCAUUCAAGAACAUCAGAAGUUAAACCACUUCCCAGGCUCAUUCCAAAUUGGGAGGAAGGACCGGCUCUGGCGGAACCUGUCUCGGAUGCAGAGCCGCUUUGGCAAGAAGGAGUUCAGUUUCUUCCCCCAGUCCUUCAUCCUGCCUCAGGAUGCCAAGCUCCUGCGCAAGGCUUGGGAGAGCAGCCGCCGCCAAAAGUGGAUUGUGAAGCCACCAGCAUCAGCUCGAGGCAUUGGCAUCCAGGUCAUUCACAAGUGGAGUCAGCUCCCCAAGCACAGGCCCCUCCUGGUACAGAGGUAUCUACACAAACCCUACCUCAUCAGUGGCAGCAAGUUUGAUCUGCGGAUCUAUGUUUAUGUCACUUCCUAUGAUCCUCUACGGAUUUACCUCUUUUCAGAUGGACUUGUCCGCUUUGCCAGUUGCAAGUAUUCCCCUUCUAUGAAGAGCCUUGGCAACAAGUUCAUGCACCUGACUAACUACAGUAUCAAUAAAAAGAAUACUGAGUACCAGGCCAAUGCAGAUGAGACAGCCUGCCAGGGCCACAAAUGGGCACUGAAGGCUUUGUGGAAAUACCUGAGUCAGAAGGGAAUCAAUAGUGACAUCAUCUGGGAGAAGAUAAAAGAUGUCGUUGUUAAAACCAUCAUCUCGUCAGAGCCCUAUGUGACCAGCUUGCUCAAGAUGUAUGUCCGACGACCCUACAGUUGCCAUGAACUCUUUGGUUUUGAUAUCAUGUUGGAUGAGAACCUCAAGCCCUGGGUCCUAGAAGUAAACAUUUCACCUAGCCUCCACUCCAACUCUCCCCUGGACAUCAGUAUCAAAGGCCAGAUGAUCCGUGACCUUCUGAAUCUGGCGGGGUUUGUUCUGCCCAACGCAGAGGACAUCAGCUCCAGCCCCAGCACCUCCAGCAGUUCCCUUACCAGCUCUCCCAGGGACAAAUGUCAGAUGGCUCCUGAGUAUUUCACUGCACAGAAGAUGAAGAAAGCCUAUUACGUGGCCCAGAAAAUUCCUGACCAGGAUUUCUAUGCAUCUGUGCUGGAUGUCCUGACCCCAGAUGAUGUUAGGAUUCUGGUGGAGCUGGAAGAUGAGUUUUCUCGUCGUGGUCAAUUUGAACGAAUUUUUCCUUCUCGAAUCUCUUCUCGCUAUCUCCGCUUUUUUGAGCAGCCUCGAUAUUUUAACAUUCUGACCACCCAAUGGGAACAGAAGUACCAUAGCAACAAGCUCAAAGGAGUGGAUCUGCUUCGGAGUUGGUGCUACAAAGGGUUCCACACAGGGGUCGUCUGUGACUCUGCUCCACUGUGGUCUCUGCCAACAUCACUUCUGACUGCUCCAAAGAAUGAGGAGAUGCUCAAUGCCUUCAGCAAACUGGACACAGGCAAGCUGGGGAUGCCUACUCCCUCAAAGGACAACGAAGAUACCAGCAAAGAAUCCAUCCUCUCCACACAGAUGUUACCCACCAUCAAGUACACUGGGAAGACUGUGAGACUUUCGACUCCCUCCUAGCUGCUAUGAGCCCAUGACUGGCUGCCAGCACAUGGCCUGCCCAGGAGCACCAGCAUCAGCUACCUCAUGGGAACCACCUGCUGACCAGCCUGCAUCCCUGCCCCCUUUCCUCUGCCCUCAUCAGAGUAUUUUUGAAGUGGUUGUAUUGCAGAGAUGGGCAUUUGGAGGGGUGGAGGGGUGGGGGUGGGGGAGCAGGUAAAGAAGGCUCUCUUUGUCACCUGCUGCCUGGCUGUGCACCUCAAAUCUCAGUAGAGAAGCUAGUGAUGGCCAAGCAGCCUUAUAAAGCAGGAUUUGGUUUCUA